CUGACUGCUCUGAACGUCAAGCAAGGCUUCAAUAACCAGCCGGCAGUCUCUGGGGAUGAGCAUGGCAGUGCCAAAAAUGUCAACUUCAACCCAGCAAAGAUCAGUUCAAAUUUUAGCAGUAUUAUUGCGGAAAAGCUGCGAUGCAAUACACUGCCUGACACGGGAAGACGGAAACCCCAGGUGAAUCAGAAAGACAACUUUUGGCUGGUGACAGCGCGUUCUCAGAGUGCCAUAAACAACUGGUUCACAGAUCUGGCUGGAACUAAACCCCUCACUCUUCUCGCUAAGAAGGUGCCUAUCUUUAGCAAGAAGGAAGAGGUCUUUGGUUAUUUGGCGAAGUACACAGUUCCAGUAAUGAGAGCAGCCUGGCUCAUCAAAAUGACUUGUGCCUACUAUGCUGCCAUCACAGAAACCAAGGUGAAAAAGCGUCAUGUCAUUGAUCCCUUCAUUGAAUGGACGCAGAUCAUCACCAAGUACCUAUCAGAACAGCUGCAGAAAAUUGCAGAGUUCUAUAGACAGCUACCAGGGCAAGGCUGCAGUUCACCAUCUGGACCAAUGCCCCAAGAAGUGGAACAAGCUUUGAAGCAGUGGGACUACAAUGAGAAACUAGCUAUGUUCAUGUUUCAGGAUGGCAUGCUGGACCGGCAUGAAUUCUUGACGUGGGUCCUUGAGUGCUUUGAGAAGAUACGGUCAGGAGAAGAUGAAUUUCUGAAAAUGCUCCUACCCCUGCUGCUGCGGUACUCUGGAGAGUUUGUGCAGUCUGCAUACCUGUCCAGACGUCUAGCCUACUUCUGCACCCGCAGGCUUGCUAUGCAGCUGGAUGGUGCUGGUGGGCAUGCACCCCACAUCCUGUCUGCCCAGACUGGGAAUACUCUUCCUUCAACUCCCACCCCUCAGCCAGCUGCAGGGAAUCCUCCUCCCAGCCCUUUCAGCGACUUACUGCUGUGCCCUCAGCACCGGCCAGUGGUAUAUGGGCUCAGCUGCAUCCUCCAGAGUAUAAUUUUGUGUUGCCCAAGUGCCCUUGUGUGGCACUACUCAUUGACUGAUAGCAGGAUAAAGACCGGCUCUCCGUUGGACCACCUGCCUAUAGCCCCGUCCAACUUGCCCAUGCCAGGAGGAAAUUCAGUCUUUACACAGCAGGUUCGAGCAAAGCUGCGUGAAAUUGAGCAGCAGAUAAAGGAACGUGGCCAGGCUGUGGAGGUUCGCUGGUCAUUUGACAAAUGCCAGGAAACCACGGCAGGUUUCACUGUUGGCCGUGUCUUGCACACUUUAGAAGUUCUGGACAGUCACAGCUUUGAAAGAUCUGACUUCAGCAACUCUUUGGAUUCCUUGUAUAACAGGAUAUUUGGGCUGGGUCCAACCAAAGAUAGUCAUGAGAUGUCCCCAGAUGAUGAUGCAGUGGUAGCCUUGCUGUGUGAGUGGGCUGUCAGCUAUAAACGCUCUGGGCGCCACAGGGCUAUGGUUGUGGCCAAACUCCUGGAGAAGCGUCAGGCAGAGUUAGAGGCUGAGAGAUGUGGGGACUCUGAAGUUGUGGAUGAGAAAUGUUCUAUCUCCUCAGGCUCUCUUUCAGCAGCCAGUGCUCCUGUCUUUCAGGAUGUCCUUAUGCAGUUUCUUGACACUCAAGCUCCUAUGCUAUCUGAUCCUGGGAAGGAAAAUGAGAAGGUGGAGUUCUUUAACUUGGUGCUUCUGUUCUGCGAGCUAAUCCGACAUGAUGUCUUCUCUCACAACAUCUACAUGUGCACUCUCAUCUCUCGGGGUGAUCUUGCCAUGGAUUCUCAUGGGCCUCGCCCACCCUCACCCUUUGAUGACCCUGCAGAGGAGCACGACAGGAAGGAGACAGAGGGAAACAGUGGCAUCAAGCUAGAGGACACAGGUCUUUCUGAGCCCAUGGACAUUGACCAUAACUCCAGCAUGCUUUUUGAUGACAUGGAGAAGACAGACUUUUCGAUGUUUUCUCCUCCGAUGCAUUGUGAAUCUAAAGCCAGCCCUUCCCCUGAGAAACCAGAUCCUGAAAAGGAAACAAAGCCUCUUCUGAAGGAUAAGUCUGUGGAAGGAAUGUUAGCAUCCCUGUAUGACCAGCCUCGGCACAUCCAAUAUGCAACACACUUUCCUAUUCCUCAGGAGGAGUCAUGCAGUCACGAGUGUAACCAACGACUGGUAGUUCUUUUUGGGGUUGGAAAACAACGGGACGAUGCUCGGCAUACAAUCAAGAAAAUAACCAAAGACAUUCUAAAAGUCUUAAACAGGAAGAGUACUGCAGAGACAGACUGGCAGGUGCUGAUGGCUGAUGUCUAGCCCUCCUCUAAUGAGGAAGGUUUUCCGACUUUGGUAGGUGGAGAGGAAGGACAGAAGAGGAAAAAGAGCAAGCCAGAAGCAUUCCCAACAGCUGAAGAUAUCUUUGCAAAGUUCCAGCACCUUUCCCACUUUGAUCAGCACCAAGUCACAUCUCAGGUAUCUCGCAACGUCUUGGAACAGAUCACCAGCUUUGCCUUGGGAAUGUCAUACCACCUGCCUCUGGUGCAGCAUGUGCAGUUCAUAUUUGACUUGAUGGAGUAUUCACUUAAUAUCAGUGGUCUUAUUGACUUUGCCAUCCAGUUGCUGAAUGAACUGAGCGUGGUGGAGGCAGAACUGCUGUUGAAAUCCUCCGACCUUGUUGGCAGCUACACCACCAGCUUGUGCCUGUGCAUUGUGGCCGUGUUGCGGCACUACCACUCCUGCCUUAUACUGAACCAAGAUCAGAUGGCUCAGGUCUUUGAAGGUCUGUGUGGGGUGGUGAAACAUGGCAUGACCCGCUCAGACGGCCCCUCGGCAGAGCGCUGUAUCCUGGCCUAUCUCUACGACCUGUAUACCUCCUGCAGUCACCUCAAAAGUAAAUUUGGGGAGCUCUUCAGUGACUUCUGCUCCAAGGUGAAGAACACAAUCUACUGCAAUGUUGAGCCAUCUGAUUCCAACAUGCUAUGGGAACCAGAGUUUAUGAUUGACACUAUUGAAAAUCCAUCUGCACAUAACUUCACAUACACCAAUCUGGGCAAGAGCCUCAAUGAAAACCCAGCCAACCGCUACAGUUUUGUCUGUAAUGCACUUAUGCAUGUGUGUGUGGGACACCAUGAUCCAGACAGGGUGAACGACAUUGCUAUCCUGUGUGCUGAGCUAACUGGCUACUGCAAGUCUCUAAGCGCCGAGUGGCUGGGUGUGCUCAAAGCUUUGUGCUGUUCCUCCAAUAAUGGGACCUGUGGCUUCAAUGAUCUCCUCUGCAAUGUUGAUGUCAGUGACUUAUCUUUCCAUGAUUCCCUGGCCACGUUUGUUGCCAUUCUCAUUGCCCGGCAGUGCUUGCUGCUGGAGGACCUGAUUCGCUGUGCUGCAAUCCCCUCACUUCUAAAUGCUGCCUGCAGUGAACAGGACUCAGAACCAGGAGCACGUCUGACUUGCCGAAUUUUACUCCAUCUGUUUAAGACUCCACAGCUAAACCCAUGCCAGCAAGAUGGCAACAAACCCACAGUGGGAAAUCACUUACUGGCAGCUUCCCAGAAUCGUAUUGUGGAUGGAGCAGUAUUUGCAGUGCUGAAGGCUGUCUUUGUUCUGGGAGAUGCAGAACUGAAAGGCUCUGGCUUUUCCCACUCUGGAGGUGUUGAUGAUCUCAUGGAUGAUGAGCUGGGCACCAGGAAGGCCAGCAGUCGGGUAGUAACUGUAGAAACAGCUAGCUUGGAUAUUUAUGCCAAGUAUGUACUAAGGAGUAUAUGUCAACAGGAGUGGGUAGGUGAGCGAUGUCUGAAGUCCCUCUGUGAAGACAGCAAUGACUUGCAGGAUCCUGUCCUGAGCAGCACACAGGCCCAGAGGCUGAUGCAGCUGAUUUGUUAUCCACACCGGCUGCUGGACAGUGAGGAAGGAGAAAAUCCUCAGCGUCAGAGGAUUAAACGCAUCUUACAGAAUCUGGACCAGUGGACCAUGAGGCAGUCCUCGCUGGAGCUGCAGCUCAUGAUUAAGCAGACAGCAAACAAUGAGAUGAACUCCUUGUUAGAAAAUAUAGCCAAGGCCACUAUUGAGGUAUUCCAGCAGUCAGCAGAGACCAGCUCUGCUAGCUCUGCAGGCAGUGGAGUCAACAGUAUCAAUAGCUCAGCAAGUGCUACACCUGCCAGCAACAAAUCCAAACCCAUUCUCAGCUCCCUGGAGAGAUCAGGAGUGUGGCUGGUGGCCCCUCUAAUUGCCAAGCUUCCAACAUCAGUGCAGGGCCAUGUGCUGAAAGCUGCUGGAGAAGAACUGGAGAAAGGACAACAUCUGGGGUCGUCAUCCCGCAAAGAGAGGGACCGCCAGAAGCAGAAGAGUAUGUCCCUUUUGAGCCAGCAGCCAUUUCUGUCACUUGUGCUAACAUGCUUGAAAGGACAGGAUGAGCAGCGGGAAGGCCUUCUCACCUCUCUGUACAGUCAGGUCCAGCAGAUUGUUACGAAUUGGCGGGAAGAUCAAUACCAAGAUGACUGCAAAGCCAAGCAGCUGAUGCAUGAGGCCCUGAAACUACGGCUGAAUUUGGUGGGGGGAAUGUUUGACACAGUUCAACGCAGUACACAGCAGACAACUGAAUGGGCUGUGCUUCUCCUGGACAUAAUCAGCAGUGGCACCGUGGACAUGCAGUCAAACAAUGAGCUCUUCACCACCGUGUUGGACAUGCUGAGUGUUCUCAUCAAUGGCACCCUGGCUGCUGAUAUGUCCAGCAUUUCUCAGGGCAGCAUGGAGGAGAACAAGCGGGCCUACAUGAAUCUUGUCAAGAAACUCAGGAAAGAGCUGGGGGACCGACAGUCUGACAGUCUGGAGAAGGUACGACAGCUACUGCCACUUCCCAAGCAGACCCGAGAUGUCAUCACCUGUGAACCUCAGGGAUCCCUCAUUGACACCAAAGGCAAUAAAAUAGCUGGAUUUGACUCCAUCUUCAAGAAGGAGGGUUUGCAGGUCUCUACAAAGCAGAAGAUCUCCCCUUGGGAUCUGUUUGAGGGCUUAAAGCACUCAGCCCCCCUCUCCUGGGGCUGGUUUGGGACAGUCCGGGUGGAUCGUAAGGUGUCUAGAUUUGAGGAGCAGCAGAGACUUCUUCUGUACCACACGCACUUAAAACCCAAGCCCCGCAGUUACUAUCUGGAGCCAUUGCCACUGCCCCCUGAAGAGGAGGAGCCUCCUACACCUGUGGCUUUAGAGCCAGAGAAGAAAGCUGCAGAACCAGUCAAGGCUGAUAAAACAAGCUCCAAUCCUGCCACCUCUACUGAAGAACGCAAGAAAAAACAGAGCAAAACCAAGAAACGCAAUCAAUCUGCCAGCAAAACUGAGGAUUUUGUGUUGGGCCCUAGCCGAGGGGUUUCAUAUGGAGUCGGUAUGCCUGCAGAUCUCCUGCAUCACCAGUCAGGAAGCACUAUGUCUCGGCUGGCAUAUGGGCAAUCACCAGUGGGUCUCUACACCCAGAAUCAGCCUCUUCCAGCAGGUGGUCCUCGUCUGGAUACAUCCUACAGACCUGUACGCAUGCCACUGGGGAAACUUGUUCAGAGUCGUCCUCCUUAUAGUGGUGUGCUGCCUCCAGGGAUGGGGAGCAUGAUGGGCAUUGACCCCUCCUACAAGCCAGCAGUCUACAGACAGCAGCCUCCUGUGUCCCAGGGACAGAUACUGAGGCAGCAGCUUCAAGCAAAGUUGCAGGGUCAAAGCAUAAUGGCACAGCAGCCCGUGCGACAGAUGGCUCCCACUGCAUCGUAUGGAGCUCUGCAGCCCUCCCAGGGUUACACACCUUACGUCUCCCACAUAGGCCUUCAGCAGCACCCCUCCCACUCUAAUCCUGCCCUGGUGGAUCCUGUUAGACAAAUGCAGCAGAGACCAAGCGGCUAUGUGCACCAGCAGGCUCCUGGCUAUGGGCACACCUUGGGCAACACACAGAGAUUUCCUCACCAGUCAAUUCAGCAGGCCCCAAUGAUGAGUGGGAUGAACCAUUUGGGUCCGCAAGGAGUCUCCUCGGGAAUUCGACCCAGCCAGAUACUGCCUGACCAGCAGCAGCAGCAGUAUCUGAGGCAGCAGCAGAUGCUGAGGCAGCAACAGCAGCAGCAGCAGCAACAGCAGCAGCAGCAGCAGCAGCAACAACAGCCGCCACAGCCACAGCAGCCACCCCAGGUCUCCACAGUGCCUCAGCCACAGGCACAGGGCCAGCCGCAGUUCCAGCGCCAGGGACUUCAGCAGACACAGCAGCAGCAGCAAACAGCUGCUCUGGUUCGACAGCUUCAGCAGCAGCUUUCCA
This is a messenger RNA of Apaloderma vittatum (bar-tailed trogon), 6259 nucleotides long. Its product is annotated as mediator of RNA polymerase II transcription subunit 12-like. Gene Ontology annotation, molecular function: beta-catenin binding; transcription coactivator activity. The record is from RefSeq and is a predicted model, not a curated record. Gene Ontology annotation, cellular component: mediator complex. Gene Ontology annotation, biological process: regulation of transcription by RNA polymerase II. NCBI's taxonomy places the organism in Eukaryota, Metazoa, Chordata, Aves, Trogoniformes, Trogonidae.